CCCUUGCCCCUAAGGAAGGCCCAGGAGGAAUAAGGGGCGGGCGCUGGCAGGCGCGUCUGGAGCAUCUUCUGAGCAGCCGCCUCAGAGCACGACGGGAAAAUCCUUCCUCCCUCGGACAUGGCGCCCACCUGCCCGGCGGCAGUAGCCGGCUCCGGCGCCGCAGUUCGCGGGUCCGGGCGGAAAAGCGACGCAAGCUUCAGUCGCGGGGUGGAAGGAGGCGGCGGAGGCGGGGCCGGCGGCGGAGGCGGUGGCGGUGGCGCCGCCCGAGGGCCCGGGUGUGGAAUCUGAGGCGGCCCGGAGGCCGGGCCUGGCGGGCAGGGUGCAGCUGCUGGCUGGCCCUCGCCGGGGCGCCGCGGGCAUGGUGUCCCAGGUGCUGCAGCUGCUCCGGCAGGGCGUGUGGGCCGCGCUCACGGGGGGCUGGUACCACGACCCCGAGCAGAGCAAGUUCACCAACAGCUGCCACCUUUACCUGUGGCUGUUUCUACUGCUGCUGCCCCUGGCCCUGCACCUGGCUUUUCCUCCAAAUGCCAUCACUGUAUUUUUUUACUGCACUUCAGUGACUCUUUUCUUCACAAUAAUCAAGCUGGUCAGCUAUCGCCUACACCUCAUGUUUGAUAAAGGAGAAGUAAUCCAGCAAAGACCCUCCAGGAAGAAAGAAAAGUCAAGUAAAGACAAAGAGGCCAACAGUGAAUGCACAACUAACCAGAAAAUCCCAAGCAAUAACAGGCAGGUUCCCAGCGGCAAGAAGGAAGAGGCCACACGCGCCUUCCCCACACCUCCUCUCCGCUGCAGCUCCCGAGGGCAGAGCUUGAACUCCCAGCACUCUUCCGGACCUUUGGAGUUGACGGCCCAGGAAACAGUUGAGGAUCUCAAAGGUGUCAUUCUGUCAGAAGAGCAACCCAUGGCACCAGUGUCGUCUACCUCACCGGGUAUUAACACACAAAGCUUGCCUGCUUCUCAAGUGCAUGUGCAAGAAAUCACACCCAGGUCAGCAGUAUCUACGAAACCAGUUGCCACCAGAACACUCCUCAAUGGGAAAGAGAAGGAAAGAGAGAUCAAGGGGCAGCCCCCUUUCCGCCACAGAUCUGAAGGUGGCCUCGUGGAUAAAGGAACCCUGAAGAAGUUGCCACACCUAUCCUUAUCUCAGUAUGACUUGCUAGAAACAGAUGUUUCCUUCCAGCCGUGGGGGAGUGAGAAUUCAGUCCUGAUUCCAGAAUCGGUCAGUUGUGCUCAGGGCUCCACGAGGGAGCAAUUUCCAAGUAAGUCGCCUCAGGACAGCCUGAGCAGCAGCUGUCCUCAGUGUGAUACCAUUGUGGCCAAACCUGCGGAGGAGCUGCUGGACACUUCCUGUCAGGUGGACCUGCCGUUGAACCAGGAGCUGGACUACUCAGACAGUGAGGUUGCUGUGACUCUCAUUGAUACUUCUCAACCUGGGGACCCACUGAGUCUGCAUGAACCCAUUAAAAUUGUCAUUACUAUGAGCAGUACCCCAAACUCCAUGACAGACCUGGAAAGCUCCCUCCACCUAAAAGUGAUUGAUACUGAGAGGACUAGCGGGAAGUCUGAUGCUGAGCCAGCAACCCCAGGAGUAGCCAGCCCACCCAACACAGAGCAGGUCAGAAUUCCCGUGAUCACCCUCGAACUUUCUGAAGAUGCCCAAGGAGGUGUUACUAGUCCUGAAGGCAAGGCAAACGAAAGGACUCCAGAGACACUGCAGGUGGAAGCAUCAUCCAAUCAAUGUUCCGGUUACGGAUCCGGAGAGGGAGGGAGUCCUUCCCCAAGGCAUCCUUCGGAAGUAGUGCCCCCACUCACACCUGAUGAAGCCCCCCAGCCUGAGGGGGAAAAGGAACCCCAGGACAGUCUUGACCCAGCGUCUUGUAAGCCCAGCCAUGAAAAGAGACACGCCCGGGUGCUCAGUGUGGAUAGUGGGACAGAUGUCUUCUCGAGUAAAAGUUCUGCAGAAGUUACUAAUGAUAAAGAAAAAACAAUGCCAACAUCCAAGUCUGACCUAGAGGCCAAAGAAGGGCAAAUACCAAAUGAGUCCAACUUCCUGGAAUUUGUCUCUCUGUUAGAAUCGAUUAACACGUCCAAGGUGGUGGCAUCUAGUCAAACAAAUGUCUCAGUGGAGCCAAGGAAAGAAAGUGGGCCUCAGGGAGAUCAUUGCUCCCAGGAGAAAAAGGAGGAAAUCUUGGAAAGUGAAAAGCACAGUGCUCUCAAUUCCAAGCAAGGAAAACCAGAUUUACAAGAUCAAGAUCAUCGUUGCAGCAGCCCCAAGUUCACUCAGCCUGCCAGGACCACAGCCUUUUUCCAGGGCAAUAGACAAAGACAGAUAAUCUACCGAGUAACUUCUCAGCAAGAUAGCUCUGUCUUGCAAGUCAUCAGCGGCCCUGAAACAUCAGUGCAGGAAGAAAUGUCUGUGGAUGCCAUGCAUGUCUUCAUCGAUGAGCAUGGGGAAAUUCGAUCCUGCUAUCUGAAGUCUGGAAAUCAGAAAGAAGGCCCUUCCCAGCACCCACCAUUAAAUCAUGAACAUCUCUCUCAGACUCGAGAGAUGCAGAUCAGCUCUUCCAGCACCACCACUUCUGAGAGUCCAGAUCCAUCUUCCGGGGACCCUGCAGUCAGUGCUCUUCAACAACAGCUGCUGCUCAUGGUGGCUCGGAGGACCCAGUCAGAUACCCCUCGGCAUGUGAGUCAGGAUCUGGAAGACUCAUCAUGUUCUUCGACACAAGGAAAAUUUAAUCGAGAGCAGUUUUACAAAUUUAUCAUUUUCCCUGGAAAGUGGAUUAAAGUCUGGUAUGAUCGACUUACCUUGUUGGCGUUACUUGAUCGAACUGAAGAUGUCAAGGAGAACGUGCUGGCAAUUUUACUCAUUGUCCUGGUCUCUCUUCUUGGGUUUCUGACCUUGAAUCAAGGCUUUUGCAAAGAUAUGUGGGUGCUUCUCUUCUGCCUCGUCAUGGCCAGCUGCCAGUACUCCCUGUUAAAGAGUGUUCAGCCUGAUCCUGCCUCACCGAUUCAUGGACACAACCAAAUCAUAACAUAUAGCAGACCAAUCUAUUUUUGUGUGCUGUGUGGCCUUAUUCUGCUUCUUGAUACCGGGGCCCAAGCCAGGCACCCUCCAAGUUAUGCUGUGUAUGGCCUAAAGCUCUUCUCUCCAGUGUCCCUGCAAUCAGCUAGAGACCACUUAAUAGUGUUUUUAUAUUGCUUCCCGGCAAUUUCCCUUCUUGGGCUCUUCCCGCAAAUCAAUACUUUCUGCACUUACCUUUUGGAGCAAAUUGACAUGCUGUUUUUUGGAGGCUCUGCCGUUUCUGGGAUAAUGUCAGCUGUUUACUGUGUAACCCGGAGCAUCUCAGCAGCUGCCUUACUCCACGCCUUCUGCUUCAGUGCCGUGAAGGAACCCUGGAGUACACAACACAUCCCGGCACUGUUCUCAGCCUUCUGUGGCCUCCUGGUGGCGCUUUCGUAUCACUUGAGCCGGCAGAGCAGUGACCCCUCUGUGCUCCUGUCUUUUAUUCAGUGCAAAUUGUUUCCUAAAUUUUUACAUCAAAAUCUGGAAGAGUCAGCUGCGGACCCACUGCCCAAGAAGAUGAAAGAUUCUGUGAAGGAUACCUUAAAGUCGGAUCUCAUUGUCUGCUCCGUGGCUGCUGUCCUCUCCUUUGCUGUCAGUGCCAGCACGGUCUUCCUGUCUUUACGACCCUUUCUCAGCAUUGUGCUGUUUGCCCUGGCAGGCAGCGUGGGCUUUCUAACUCACUACCUGCUCCCUCAGCUCCGAAAGCAUCAUCCAUGGAUGUGGAUUUCACACCCUAUUCUCAAAAACAAAGAGUAUCAGCAACGGGAAGUGAGAGAUGUCGCCCAUUUAAUGUGGUUUGAAAGACUCUAUGUUUGGCUUCAGUGUUUCGAAAAAUAUGUCUUAUACCCAGCAAUCAUUUUGAAUGCCCUCACUAUCGAUGCAUUUUCAAUAAGCAAUUACCGGAGGCUUGGCACCCACUGGGACAUUUUUCUGAUGAUCAUGGCCGGCAUGAAGUUGUUGCGAACUUCUUUUUGCAACCCUGUUCACCAGUUUGUUAACUUGAGUUUCACAGUAAUCUUUUUCCACUGCGACUACAAAGAUAUCUCGGAGAGUUUCUUACUGGAUUUCUUCAUGGUGUCCAUCUUCUUCAGCAAGCUCGGAGACCUGCUUCACAAGCUACAGUUCAUCAUGACAUACGUGGCUCCUUGGCAGAUGGCAUGGGGUUCUUCAUUCCACGUGUUUGCUCAGCUCUUUGCAAUCCCUCACUCUGCCAUGCUUUUCUUUCAGGCGAUUGCCACAUCAAUCUUUUCUACUCCACUGAGCCCAUUUCUUGGGAGUGUCAUUUUCAUCACAUCGUAUGUCAGGCCAGUGAAAUUCUGGGAGAAAAAUUACAACACAAGACGCAUGGAUAAUUCCAACACAAGAUUGGCGGUUCAAAUUGAAAGGGAUCCAGGGAACGAUGACAACAAUCUCAAUUCCAUCUUUUAUGAGCACUUGACAAGGACACUCCAGGAGUCCCUUUGUGGAGACUUAGUUCUUGGUCGCUGGGGUAAUUACAGCUCUGGCGAUUGCUUUAUUUUGGCUUCAGAUGACCUCAAUGCCUUUGUUCACCUGAUUGAAAUCGGCAACGGUCUUGUCACCUUUCAACUUCGAGGACUGGAAUUCCGAGGCACCUACUGCCAGCAGAGGGAGGUGGAAGCCAUCAUGGAAGGCGAUGAGGAUGACAGAGGCUGCUGCUGCUGUAAGCCAGGUCGCCUGCCCCACCUGCUGUCCUGCAACGCAGCAUUUCACCUCCGCUGGCUCACCUGGGAAAUCAUGCGAACCCAGUACAUCCUGGAAGGCUACAGCAUCAUAGACAACAACGCAGCCACCAUGCUGCAGGUGUUUGACCUCCGAAGGAUCCUCAUCCGGUACUAUGUCAAGAGUAUAAUAUACUAUAUGGUCACAUCCCCAAAACUCCUAUCCUGGAUCAAAAAUGAAUCACUUCUGAAAACCCUGCAGCCUUAUGCUAAGUGGCAUUACAUUGAGCGUGACCUUGCAAUGUUCAACAUUAACAUUGAUGAUGACUAUGUCCCUUGCCUCCAGGGGAUAACACGAGCUAGCUUCUGCAACAUGUAUCUAGAAUGGAUUCAAUACUGUGCACGGAAAAGACAGGAGCCCGCAAAGACCGUGGACAGUGAUGAGGACUCUCCUCUGGUGACCCUGUCUUUCGCACUGUGCAUCCUGGGGAGGAGAGCUCUGGGAACUGCUGCUCACAACAUGGCCCUCAGCCUGGAUUCUUUCCUGUAUGGGCUCCAUGCCCUCUUCAAAGGGGACUUUAGAAUAACAGCACGAGAUGAGUGGGUGUUUGCUGACAUGGACCUGCUACACAAAGUUGUUGCUCCAGCCAUCAGGAUGUCUCUGAAACUUCACCAGGAUCAAUUUACUUGCCCUGAUGAAUAUGAAGACUCAGUGGUCCUCUAUGAGGCCAUCCAGUCUUUUGAGAAGAAAGUGGUGAUCUGCCAUGAGGGCGAUCCAGCCUGGAGGGGCGCAGUGCUGUCCAACCAGGAAGAGCUGCUCACCCUUCGGCAUGUGGUGGAUGAGGGCUCUGAUGAGUACAAGGUCAUCAUGCUGCACAGAAGCUUCUUGAGCUUCAAGGUGAUCAAGGUCAACAAGGAGUGCGUGCGUGGACUGUGGGCUGGGCAGCAACAGGAGCUCAUCUUCUUGCGCAACCGCAACCCGGAGCGUGGCAGCAUCCAGAACAAUAAGCAGGUGCUCCGAAACCUCAUCAAUUCCUCCUGUGACCAGCCCCUGGGCUACCCCAUGUACGUCUCCCCGCUGACCACAUCCUAUCUAGGGACCCACAGGCAGCUGAAGGACGUCUGGGGAGGACCCAUCACCCUGAACAGGAUCAGGACAUGGUUUCGAACCAAGUGGUUGCGGGUGCGGAAGGACUGCAACACUGGCCAGCACAAUCGUGCCAAUAUUGAGGACGUGGAUGGAGGAGGGGCUCCAUCUGUAGGCGGCAGCAUGGCCCUGAGUGCCGACAGCCAGGCCAGCAGUGCAGAGCAACCUAGGAAACGUGGCUCCCAGCACUGGGCCUCCCCCCGGGAAGGGACCCGGAGGGCAGGUAGGAGAAAAGGCAGGAGCCAGUCUGUCCAGGCGCAUUCAGCGUUAAGCCAACGGCCACCCACCCUGAGCUCCUCUGGCCCUAUCUUGGAGAGCUGCCAGGUCUUUCUCCCAGCGUCCUCAUCGGUGCAUGAGUUGGCCCAGAGGCUCUCAGGCAGCCGGCUCUCGCUGCACAACUCGGCUGCAUCCCUGCACUCUCAGCCCCCGCCUGUCACCACCACGGGCCACCUGAGCGUCCGUGAGCGGGCCGAGGCACUCAUCAGGUCUAGCCUGGGCUCCUCCACCAGCUCCACCCUCAGUUUUCUCUUCGGCAAAAGGAGCUUUUCCAGCGCGCUUGUUAUCUCUGGACUGUCUGCCGCUGAAGGCGGCAACACUAGUGACACCCAGUCCUCCAGCAGUGUCAACAUCGUGAUGGGCCCCUCGGCCAGGGCUGCCAGCCAGGCCACCCGGCACUACUCCGAGCCAUGUGAACCCACUGAUAGCAUGGAGCAGGAGCAGUAUUGUGACCAGCGUCUGGUUGAAGCAAUGGCAGACAGCCGCGGGAUGACCUGCAGAAGAGCAAGCCAGGAGGACAUGGGCCUGGAUGACACGGCCUCCCAGCAAAGUGCUUCUGAUGAGCAGUAGCAGAUCCUGCAUCUACUCAGGGCACAGACUUCCCAGUGGC
Ochotona princeps (American pika) is the source of this 6776-nucleotide messenger RNA. RefSeq names its product pecanex 2 (gene PCNX2). Lineage: Eukaryota; Metazoa; Chordata; Mammalia; Lagomorpha; Ochotonidae. The coding region runs from base 359 to 6736 and encodes 2125 amino acids. Gene Ontology annotation, cellular component: membrane. The transcript is spliced from 34 exons. The record is from RefSeq and is a predicted model, not a curated record.